AAUUUUCUUGUUUGUUGUUUAACUUAUAUGUCUAACAACUGAUCCCAAACCAUCAUCACCGACACCGACGCCGACAAUAACUGAAUGGCCAACAAAAACAAACGCCGCGGCGGCGGCCUAUCGUCGGCGCCGAUCUCGCCCUCGUCGGCGUCGUCAUCGCCGGCCAAUGACGUCAAACAUCCCGACCGACAACAACAGCAACGCCGACGGGAGUUGACCUAUAAGUCGGCAAAGAGACGACUGGCUAUUAUCGAUGAUUUGCUCAAAAAGUGCACUUAUUAUAACAACAAUACGGCUAAUAAUGGUCAGCAACUUCUUGAUGAACAUAAAGACAUUAAUCAAUUGUUAGACGAGAUAAUGGUCAUCGAGAAAGACAUAGCAAUCGAUUUACCGAAACGAUUGCCAGAAGAUUGGACGGCUUUCGAGAAGUGGCUGAAAAAUGUCGGCGAUAUAGACAUGUCCAGAGUGGACAUCCGAUGGAUUGAUGAUAAACAUGGUUACGGUUUGUUUGCUAAGACAUCGAUUGGCGAAUCGGAACCGUUUCUGGAGAUACCCAGAAAGCUGAUGAUGUCGCGCGAAACGGCUCUGACGUCUGACGAUGAUUUAGCUACGUUCAUCCGCGAAGACCUGAUUUUGCAAAACAUGCCUAACAUAGCAGUGGCACUACACGUGAUCAACGAAUACUGCAAACCGGACUCAUUUUGGAGGCCAUAUCUACAGUGUUUGCCGCCGGUAUACGAGACGGCCAUCUAUUUGACCGAUGAUGACAUGAAUCAACUGAAAGGUACACAAAUACUGGACGAAGUGAUUAAAUUGAAGCGAAGUAUUGCCCGACAGUAUGCCUACUUUGCGGAUAAAUUAUUGAAUAACGAAACGGCAACCAAACUGACAAUCAAGAAGUGCUUUACGUAUGAACUCUAUCGUUGGGCCGUUUCGACAGUAAUGACACGACAAAAUGCCAUACCAUCCGGUGAUGGCCAGUCCAUGACUACAGCACUUAUACCGCUCUGGGAUAUGUGUAAUCAUAAACACGGAAAGCUUUCAACAGAUUAUGAUUUAGACGCCGACUCCGUUAUCUGUCGUGCAAUGAUGGACUUCCAGAGUGGAGAACAGAUAUUCAUAUACUAUGGUCCGCGAUCUAAUGGCGAGUUUUUCAUACACAAUGGUUUCGUGUAUAUAAGCGAUGAUAAUAAUUGUGACAACGAUUUUCUACCAUUUAAACUGGGAGUUAGCCGUAACGAUGGCCAAUAUCAACGAAAAUGUGAUUUAUAUAAGCGAUUAAAUUUAAAUAUAUCCGGUAUCUAUCAUCUAUAUAGUAGACAUCAACCGAUGGAUAAAAGAUUAUUAGCAUUUUUGCGUGUAUUUCAUCUGAAUCAAGAUGAAUUAGACCAUUGGUUGGCCAGCGAUAAUCUAACGGAACUAUUCAAUAGUGAUUGCAAUGAUUUAAUGUAUUUAAAUGAAAAAAUCUGGCAAUUUUUGGCCAUUAGGUGUACACUGUUGUUGAAGGCCUACCCAAACCCGGAAUCGGUAGCAAAAUAUAAUACUACUACUAAUAAUAAUAAUAGAAAUGUCGAACAAUUAAUUAAAAGUGAAAUGAAUUUACUUAAAAGCUAUGUUUAG
Oppia nitens is the source of this 1620-nucleotide messenger RNA. RefSeq names its product actin-histidine N-methyltransferase-like (gene Setd3). The coding region runs from base 85 to 1620 and encodes 511 amino acids. Gene Ontology annotation, molecular function: histone H3K36 methyltransferase activity; protein binding; transcription coactivator activity. The transcript is spliced from 8 exons. Lineage: Eukaryota; Metazoa; Arthropoda; Arachnida; Sarcoptiformes; Oppiidae. The record is from RefSeq and is a predicted model, not a curated record. Gene Ontology annotation, biological process: peptidyl-lysine monomethylation; positive regulation of transcription by RNA polymerase II; peptidyl-lysine dimethylation.